Molecule: messenger RNA, 6985 nt
Organism: Daphnia magna
Lineage: Eukaryota; Metazoa; Arthropoda; Branchiopoda; Diplostraca; Daphniidae
Gene: rudimentary
Product: CAD protein
Exons: 27
Coding region: 103-6906 (2267 amino acids)
Biological process (GO): L-glutamine metabolic process; 'de novo' pyrimidine nucleobase biosynthetic process; L-arginine biosynthetic process
Cellular component (GO): carbamoyl-phosphate synthase complex; cytoplasm
Molecular function (GO): hydrolase activity, acting on carbon-nitrogen (but not peptide) bonds, in cyclic amides; metal ion binding; carbamoyl-phosphate synthase (glutamine-hydrolyzing) activity
Source: RefSeq, a predicted model, not a curated record
CAAGUGGGCGUAGUGAUCAGUCUGCUCGUGCCAGAGUUGGACAACGGAGCGGUUGUCUUUGCUUGUCGACUUAACCACGUGUGUGCAAAUCAGUUUUACGCGAUGAAAGCCGUUCUAGUUCUCGAAAAUGGAGCUUUCUUUAUCGGCCAACACUUUGGUGCUCCUGUCAACACGUCUGGCGAAGUCGUAUUUCAAACGGGUAUGGUGGGAUAUCCCGAGUCGCUGACGGAUCCAUCUUAUUGUGCUCAAAUCCUCGUGCCAACGUAUCCAUUGAUUGGAAAUUAUGGAGUGCCCAGCAAAGAACUCGAUGAGUUUCAGCUUCCAAAAUGGUUUGAAUCGCGUCGAAUUUGGGCAGCUGGGCUCAUCGUGUCUGAGCUGUGUGAAGUACCCAGCCAUUGGAGUCAGGAUCAGACACUCGAUAGCUGGCUAAAGAAUGAAGGAAUACCAGGCAUUAGCGGCAUUGACACUCGUCAGUUGACGCAAAUGAUUCGUCAAAAAGGCACCGUACUCGGAAAAAUUUUACUGGGCGAAGCCAUUCCAAAAGAAUUGAGCGGAUGGGAUGACCCUAAUCGUCGCAACUUGGUGGAAGAAGUUUCGAUUAAGACACCACAAACGUACAAUCCUGAAGGCAGCCCUCGGAUUUGUGCUAUCGAUUGCGGACUUAAAUACCAUCAGCUGCGAUGCUUCUUAUCUCGAGGAGCACGGGUUGAUCUUGUCCCAUGGAACCAUCCGUUAAAUCCCUCCGAGUACGACGGAUUGUUCAUCAGUAACGGUCCUGGCGAUCCUUCGCAAUGUGAAGAGACAAUUGGCAAUCUUCGCCGCUUAUUGUCAUCUAGCACCAAACCCAUCUUCGGCAUUUGUCUUGGGCACCAACUUCUGGCGCUAGCUGCACAGUUCACCACUUUCAAAAUGAAGUACGGCAAUCGGGGUGUCAAUCAGCCAUGUACACAUGAAGGCACUGGCAGAUGUUUUAUCACUUCUCAAAAUCACGGUUUCGCUGUCAAAGCGGACCAACCCUCUGAUCCAGAAUGGUGUCCACUAUUUACCAACGCCAACGAUGGUACAAAUGAAGGCAUCGUUCAUAAAACGUUACCGUUUUUCAGUGUCCAGUUCCAUCCCGAACAUAUGGCUGGACCUGAGGACUUGGAAGAUUUAUUCACAGUGUUUUUGGACGCUGUCAACAAUUCACGAGUUGGAAACAUGGUUCCUUGUGUACAAGAACGCAUCCAGCAGUAUCUCGCCGCUGAUUGUGUGCCAGCUCCCAGGUCACUUGACGGAAUUUGUAAACCCAGAAAAGUGUUACUCCUUGGAUCCGGUGGUCUGUCUAUUGGCCAGGCCGGUGAAUUUGAUUAUUCCGGUUCGCAGGCCAUCAAGGCCUUAAAAGAAGAAGGUAUCCAUUCUAUCUUGAUCAAUCCGAACAUAGCCACUGUGCAGACAUCGAAAGGUAUGGCCGACAAGGUCUACUUUCUGCCAAUCACGCCGCAUUACGUCAAGCAGGUGAUACGUCAAGAGCGACCUGAAGGAAUCCUUUUGACCUUUGGUGGUCAAACAGCCCUCAAUUGCGGAAUAGAAUUAAACAAGUCCGGAGUUUUGGAAAAAUAUGGGGUUAAAGUACUUGGCACUCCUAUUCAAUCCAUCAUCGAGUCUGAAGAUCGUAAACUAUUUUCCGAAAAAGUUGCCGAAGUUGGAGAAAGGGUAGCUCCUAGUGCGGCAGCCUAUUCUUUUGAAGAGGCACUUGAAGCUGCUGAAAAACUGGGCUAUCCCGUACUUGCUCGGGCAGCUUAUACGCUUGGUGGAUUGGGCUCUGGCUUUGCCGACAAUCCUGAACAACUGCGUUCUCUGGCACAAUCAGCGUUCGCCCAUUCCAAUCAGUUGAUUAUCGAUAAAUCCUUGAAAGGAUGGAAAGAAGUAGAGUACGAAGUAGUUCGCGACGCCUACAACAAUUGCAUCACUGUUUGUAACAUGGAGAACGUCGAUCCGCUUGGCAUCCAUACCGGAGAGUCUAUUGUCGUUGCGCCCAGUCAAACAUUGACCAACCGAGAAUACAACAUGUUACGGACAACGGCCAUCAAAGUAGUCCGCCAUUUGGGUGUCGUGGGUGAAUGCAACAUCCAAUACGCUCUCAACCCCAACUCUCAAGAAUACUACAUCAUCGAAGUUAAUGCUCGUCUAUCACGCAGUUCAGCCUUGGCCAGCAAAGCCACUGGCUAUCCUCUUGCCUACAUCGCAGCUAAAUUAUCCCUAGGUAUCCCACUGCCUAUUUUACGUAACUCGGUGACGGAGUCCACAACCGCCUGUUUCGAGCCGAGUAUGGAUUAUUGUGUCGUCAAAAUUCCGCGUUGGGAUUUGAGCAAGUUUAUGCGUGUCAGCGCAAAAAUUGGAAGUUCCAUGAAAAGCGUAGGAGAAGUCAUGGCUGUCGGUCGUCGAUUUGAAGAGGCAUUUCAAAAAGCAAUGCGGAUGGUAGAUGAAAAUGUCUUAGGCUUCGACCCCAAUCUCAACAUAGUCUCGGACGUCGAGCUAGAGAGCCCAACCGACAAGCGCAUGUUCGUCCUAGCUGCAGCUCUUAAACGAGGUUACACCGUGGAUCGACUUUACGAGUUGACCAAGAUCGAUCGUUGGUUUCUUGUGAAAAUGCAAAACAUCAUUGGUUGUUAUAACAAUCUCGAAUCGCAAAGCGAGAAAGAAUUAACCAGUGAACUCCUCCUCGAAGCCAAGCAGAUGGGUUUCUCGGACAAGCAAAUCGCUUCGUGUAUAGGAAGCACUGAGCUGGCAAUCCGGAGCAAGCGAGAAGAAUACGCGAUAACGCCGUUUGUCAAGCAAAUCGACACAGUAGCUGCUGAGUGGCCGGCGCAUACGAACUAUCUGUACUUGACGUAUAAUGGUAGUUCCCACGACUUGACUUUCCCCGGAGGGUACACGAUGGUUAUCGGAUCUGGCGUAUACAGGAUUGGUAGCUCAGUUGAAUUUGAUUGGUGCGCAGUUGGGUGUUUGAGAGAACUUCGCAAUCUUGGACGAAAAACCGUUAUGAUCAAUUACAAUCCGGAGACAGUUAGCACAGAUUAUGACAUGUGCGAUCGACUGUAUUUCGAAGAGAUCACUUUUGAGGUCGUCAUGGAUAUCUACACGAUGGAGGCUCCUGAAGGCGUUAUUCUCAGUAUGGGAGGUCAAUUGCCCAACAAUAUCGCCAUGGAACUCCAUCGCCAACGCGCCAAAAUCCUCGGAACACUCCCGGAGAGUAUUGAUUGCGCCGAAAACCGUUUCAAGUUUUCGCGGAUGCUCGACCGUAUCGGGAUCUUGCAGCCCAGAUGGAAAGAAUUAACAAACUUGAAACUGGCUAUUGAAUUCUGCGAAGAUGUCGGUUUCCCUUGCCUAGUACGACCGUCGUACGUCCUGAGUGGUGCGGCCAUGAAUGUCGCGCACACACCGCAAGAUUUAGAAACGUAUUUGAGUAAAGCUAGCUCUAUUUCUAAAGAGCAUCCUGUUGUCAUUUCCAAGUUUAUCCUUGAGGCCAAGGAAAUCGAUGUUGAUGCUGUCGCUCAAGAUGGGCAGUUGCUUUGUAUGGCCGUAUCGGAACAUGUUGAGAAUGCAGGUGUGCACUCUGGUGAUGCAACUCUUGUAACUCCGCCUCAGGAUCUCAACAACGAGACACUGACCAAAAUUCAAAAUAUAUGCCGCGCCAUCGCGAUGUCUUUGGAAGUCUCGGGUCCAUUCAACAUGCAACUCAUCGCCAAGGAUAACGAAUUGCAGGUUAUAGAGUGUAAUCUGAGAGUGUCGCGUUCGUUUCCUUUCGUUUCCAAAACGCUCGAGCAUGAUUUUAUUGCCAUGGCCACUCGGGUGAUAGUUGGCCAGCGGGUAGAUCCAGUCGAUGUUUUGCGCGGGUGCGAUAAAGUGGGCGUCAAAGUCCCACAAUUCUCGUUCUCACGUUUGGCCGGAGCCGAUGUGAUGCUCGGUGUUGAAAUGGCCUCUACAGGAGAAGUGGCCUGCUUUGGAGAAAACCGGUAUGAAGCUUACCUGAAAGCUUUGAUGAGCACUGGCAUGGCUAUACCUAAAAACAGCAUCCUUCUCUCCGUUGGCAGCUAUAAACAUAAAAAUGAAAUGCUUCCAAGCGUCAGGACAUUGGAAAAGCUCGGCUAUAAAUUGUACGCAAGUCUUGGAACGGCAGAUUUCUACAACGACCACGGCAUUACGGUGGAAUCUAUUGAAUGGGCUUACGAUGACAUUGGAGAAAUUACCAGUAAGGGUCAGCUCAACAACAUGGCUGACUUCUUAGCCCAUAAACAACUAGAUCUCGUCAUUAAUUUGCCAAUGCGGCAUGGAGGAGCCAGACGGGUGUCUUCCUUUUCCACUCACGGUUACAGAACUCGCCGUAUGGCUGUUGAUUACGCAGUGCCAUUAAUAACGGACAUCAAAUGCGCCAAGCUUCUCGUGGAGGCUUUGAGAUUAGUGGGCAAAGCGCCAAAGCUCAAACCACACGUGGACUGCAUGACAUCACGUCGAUUAGUUCGCAUUCCGGGUUUGAUCGACGUUCACGUCCAUUUACGUGAACCUGGCGGCACUCACAAAGAGGACUUUUCAUCUGGAACUGCAGCUGCCCUUUCUGGAGGUGUCACUAUGGUUCUUGCCAUGCCGAACACGCAGCCAACGAUCACUGAUAAGGCUGCCCUUCACCUCAUCAAAGAGCUGGCUAAGAAAGGCGCCCGUUGUGAUUACGGCAUUUUUAUGGGUGCGUCAUCAACUAAUUUCGAGGAAAUAAUAGAACUCGCACCUCACGUUGUUGGUCUUAAAAUGUACCUCAAUGAAACAUUUACUACUCUGAAACUAGACGGGAUUCAGCAAUGGCUUAAACAUUUCGAGCACUGGCCAAAGGGAGUGCCCAUUUGUGUUCACGCUGAGGGAAGGACGACCGCAGCCAUUAUUUUGCUUGCAUCUCUCAAUAACCGUUCGGUCCAUGUUUGUCAUGUGGCUACUCGUGAUGAAAUUGAAAUCAUCAAAGCUGCAAAGAAAAAGGGUUUACCUGUUACCUGCGAGGUCUGUCCGCACCACUUGUUUCUGACUGCCAAUGAUAUGUCCACCUUCGGCAGCAAGGGCGAAGUCAGGCCACGGUUGGCCAGUCCCGAGGAUCAACAAGCACUUUGGGAAAAUUUGGACUUUAUCGAUUGUUUCGCCACCGAUCACGCCCCACACACUUUGGAGGAAAAAAUGAGCGAUAAUAGCCCACCUGGAUAUCCGGGUUUGGAAACUAUGCUGCCCUUAUUGCUUACGGCCGUGAAUAAAGGACAAUUAACCCUUCAGGACGUCGUCAACAAGUGCCAUCACAAUCCGAAGCGCAUUUUCAAAUUGCCUGACCAAUCCAACACUUAUGUUGAAAUUGAUUUAGAAGAAGAUUGGGUCCUACCAGCUGCAAAUGUCUUUUCAAAAGCCAAAUGGUCACCCUUUGCUGGGCGGAAAGUGAAAGGCGUCGUCAAGCGCGUAGUGCUUCAUGGGGAAGUUGUCUACAUUGAUGGAUCUAUUAUUGCUCAACCAGGGUUCGGACAGGACGUUCGCGAACCAGUGGAUCAAUCUAAUUUCUCGAUUCCACACAUGGAAUUUUCCGAUUUGGGUGAUCCUAGAGUGACACGCUCUGGAGCUUACACCGGUUCUAGUAGCCAAACGACUGGCGCAGGUGAAGAUGACGUCCACUUUCAUCGACACACGAGCGAGACUCGUGAACUGUAUGGGCAGAUGUUCAGCGAACUAGGAAUCCCUAAGAUACGAUCGCUGUCGGUCGGGCCAACUUUACCGACACUCCGGGUCUCACACCCACAGCAACACCUAAACGAUUCAUCUCCAGUUGGCAGGCCUGUGAGCCCAGCUUCCCGGGCAUACGACAGCUCCAUCUUGUCGCCACCGCAGGUGAAGGGCAUUUCGGCCCGUCCGGUUUCUCCUUCCGCACCUCAACCCACAUCGUCAAGCUUUUCCGGGUCGGCUGCAUUACCUCACCACGGGCUACAAGGCCAGUGCAUCUUAACAGUGGACAUGUUUUCCAAAGAGCAACUCAAUGCGAUUUUUAAUCUGGCCCAGACAUUCCGGCUUUGCGUCCAGAAGGAGCGCUCACUCGACCAUAUCCUCAAGGGCAAGAUUAUGGCUUCAAUUUUCUACGAGGUCAGCACUCGCACCAGCUGUAGCUUUUCCGCCGCGAUGCAACGGUUGGGUGGCCGUGUAAUUUAUAUGGAUGAAAGCAGUUCGUCAGCCAAGAAAGGCGAAACGCUUGAAGACUCAAUUACGGUGAUGGCCAGUUACAGCGACGUAGUAGUUUUGCGCCAUCCGGAGCCGGGCGCAGUAGGGCGAGCAGCCGGUCGUUCAAGUCGCCCAUUGAUUAACGCUGGCGAUGGAACCGGAGAACAUCCAACUCAGGCCCUCCUGGAUGUAUUCACCAUCCGUGAGGAGAUUGGCACCGUCAAUGGGCUGACCAUCACGAUGGUGGGCGACCUAAAACACGGACGGACCGUGCACUCGCUGGCUAGGUUGCUUACUUUGUACAACGUUCAUUUGCGUUACGUUUCCCCGGCCAAUCUGGGAAUGCCAAAUGAAGUUAUGGACUAUAUCGGAUCAAGAGGAAUACCUCAGACCAAUUUCAGUUCGCUAGAGGAUGCUUUGCCGGAGACGGAUGUUCUGUACAUGACACGUAUUCAGCGCGAACGCUUUGCUACACAACAAGAAUACGACAAGGCUUGUGGCCACUUCGUCGUUACUCCGCAUUUGAUGCGAUUGGCCAAACGCCGUAUGGUAGUCAUGCAUCCGCUACCUAGAGUUUUUGAGAUUUCACCCGAUUUUGAUAGCGAUCCUCGUGCUGCAUAUUUCCGUCAAGCUGAGGCCGGCAUGUAUGUUCGAAUGGCCAUUCUUGCAAUGGUACUCGGAAAAUGUUGAAAUUGUUCCAAGUCGAAUAUCAAAAUUUGGACGGAUAUUAUUUGUUGGGCCAAAGUUUAAAAAAAAUUCAAUCUCACAA